This is a messenger RNA of Ruditapes philippinarum (Manila clam), 2594 nucleotides long. Its product is annotated as monocarboxylate transporter 12-like. Gene Ontology annotation, molecular function: monocarboxylic acid transmembrane transporter activity. Gene Ontology annotation, biological process: transmembrane transport. The record is from RefSeq and is a predicted model, not a curated record. Bases 1060 to 2283 code for a protein of 407 amino acids. NCBI's taxonomy places the organism in Eukaryota, Metazoa, Mollusca, Bivalvia, Venerida, Veneridae. The transcript has 7 exons.
UGACUAAAGACAUUUGAAAGCAGACAAUUCUUUAACAUACAUGAUUAAGUUAUCUUAAAAUGCUGCGAGUGAUGUGUUCUUUAACCUUCUUGUUAAGAUUAUUUUUGUUAAAUACAUAUCUACUAUAUUUUAAGUUUUACUAGUUUUUAUGAACUGUUGUAAACGAAAUUUUAAAAGAAAUGCUAAAUAAUUUAGUUGUGAUUAUGUAUGUAGAACUCGUCGUCAUGUAGAUCUGUUAUUUAUAAUUGUUUCUGUCAAUUGUACUGUAUUAAUUAUUCAUACCACAAAUUGCGAUUUAUAAGGUAUUGAUUUACCCAAUAAACACUUCAUUUCGAUUUAUUUCAAGAGUUAGUGGCGGCAUGGCCAAGUGAUUAACACCGAAUAGCCUGAUAUAUAUAGAUCGAUAGCUGCGUGGGUUCUAGCCCUGUAAGGGGGCGAGCCAUUCUUUCCAUUACAGCCAUUAAUACUGGUUUGUUACGGAAACUUAUCGAGUCUGUCUAUAAGCGUUUAGCUAUCUACACAAUCGAGCCUAAAUUAAUUAUAUAUAUUAAACAAAUUAUUCCUAGACUCAAUAUAAGUAUAAAGAUUAAAGUACUUUUUGGAUGUAUUGUAUGAAAUAUUACGUUGAUACAUCAUGACUCUUUGCACAAGCCUUAAACACUGUGCUUUAUCUAGAUCAUAUAUGACUAAUUAUUCAUCGAUAAGGAAUGAAUGUUUCACCUUUUAUCAUAUCAUUCUUUCUGUAUUGAAGUGGAUUUAAAGUAAUCAGAAAAAAAUAGAAAAUGUUCCAAUAUUUUGACAACAGCUGUUUCAUUAUUUUAUAUUAAAAUAUUAUUUAAUUAGUUAGAAACAAAUACGGAUUUUCUUCACUGGAAUGUUAGAUACUAUACCACCAUUUAAUAGGGAAGUGGUAUAAAACAGAACAAUGGACAUCGUCAAUGAAAACUCUUACCUCAUUGCAAAAAAGGAACUUAAUGGAAAUAGGUGCACAUUUAUUAUUAUAGUAGAGUUCAUCGAAAACCAUCAAAGGGAAGACAAUGUGUCUUUAUAGUAGCCUGUAUGAUGCAACAACUCAUUUGCAAUGGCAUAGGCUACGGACUCAGCGUAAUAUAUGCCGAACUUAUUAUUGUUUUUGAAGCAAAACGAUCAGAAACUGCCCUAGUACAAAGUAUUUAUAUGGCUUUAGCGACAGGCGCAGGGAUAUUUUUCACGGGCAUAAUAAUGAAAUUUGGACCUGGAAAUAGUAUGAUUGUCGGUGGUAUUGUAGGCGGUAUCGGACUCUUCUCAAGUUCAUUUAGUAAGGGAUUGACUCCAAUCAUUCUAUGUACCGGCGUCGUUGCAGCUCUUGGGAUGUCUGCAUGCUACCUUGCUGCGUUCAUAGCCGUCAGUCGAAUGUUUCAUGAUGAUGCCGGCCUUUAUCUGGUUUCACUUUCUCUCGGCGCAAGUAUUGGACAAUUCGUUAUUCCCCCUUUCUACGAACUGUUCAUUGCACAGUUUGCUUGGUCAGGAGCAUUUAUUCUGAUGGCAGGAAUAGCUUUACAAAAUGUACCGUUCGGUGUUAUUGUACAUUACUCAAGACGAUACUUUAAAACAAAUGCAGGAAAUAAAAAAACUUCAAAAGUGUCAGCUUCAUGUAAUUUUUCAGUUUUGAAAGACUGGCUGAUAUGGGUUGUGUACGUGAAUUUUCACUUUUUCGCUUUGACAGGCAACUUUGAGGCUUGGUUUCUUGUCGACUUUGCAAUAUCUCGAGGCUUUAGUAGGGAGUCGGGGUCAAUUUUAAUUACAGCUAUCGGAUUCGCAAAUGUAUUAGGGCAACUUGCAGGAGGAUUUCUUAGAUUCAAAUGCACAAACAUGCCAUCUUUGUACCAUUGGAUAUAUCUUAGCCCUCUACUAGCUAUCGGACAUGUUCUGGUAGUGAAUGUAAAUAGCUAUUGGGGACUCUUGGCUGUUUGUAUAUUAUAUGGCAUACCAUUUGGUGCAAUGGCGGCACAGCCAGCAGCAAUCAUGUUUGAUAUGACGAAUCUAGAUAGCUAUCCACAAGCAAUGGCAAUAGCAAACUUUGUCUUCGGUCUAGCCAAUGUCAUUAGUGGCCAGUUUGGAGGAUUCAUCAAAGAUACACUAGGAGAUUACAAUCUGGCAUUCUACAUAGCAGCCGGUGUAAGUAUAUACAUGAGUCUGACUACAGGGAUUGUUGCGCUUGUUUUAAGGAAGAGAAAACAGCAAAAGAAAUACAUGCCAGUACAAGGAAAAACUGAAGUUAAAUACGAAAAGCUAACAAGCUAACACAAACUACACAAAUGGAUCACUUAUAUGUUUCUGUAUUGUUUUACACUAUUAAAUGAAGUGUUUGAAUACAUCUGCAAUAACAAUAGAAUCAUAGAAAAGGCUGGCGUAAAUAUUUAUAGGUACAAAACAUCAUAGUGAUUUAAAUACCACUUAACUAAUAGUUGGCAAAGGCGCAAAGAAGCUGUGAACUGAAAUAUGGUUAAAUCAUUUAUCACGAUAUAUAUCUGAACGUUUGUACAUACAGAAAUGAAAAAUGAUUUAAAUUAAGUUUUUCUAUCAUUCAAAUAAAGUUUAUUGAACAAAAAUAA